ACGGGGUUAUCAUGCCGUGUGGGAAGUGUAAGAAGUUGCCGGAAGGUUGCCGUCCCAGCCGACCCAAAUGGCGGGUGCCGAGAAUAGGGACAGUCCUGUCGUGGGCGGUCCUGUCGGCGUACUGCGGGUACCUACUCUACCUACAGUACCUCGUCCUCAAGGAACACAAGAACGUGCAGGUGACCUUGGGUGAAGUGGUCGGGGCGGCGGUUGUCAGAGGGGUGACCUUGCUGGAGACGCGGCCAUUUUGGGUCUGGAUCUAUGGAAUACCCACAAUCCUCCUCGCGGCGUAUGUCGUCUGGCUACAGGGGAGGUACCUGCCUCAGGUGUUCUUCACCAUACAGGUGAUAAUUUACGUGGUGGUGAACGUGGAGAUCUGGCUGCACGACUUUCCACGGGAGCCUGCGGAAACCACCUGCCUGUGUCGGGACGCUCUGACCGACGGGCUGUUUCCCCCGGCCGGGGCCCCGCCGGGCAUCGCCACGCCGUACGUCUGUACCUGUAGGUACGCGGGGGAGAACGCUGCCUUAGGGCAGGUGGUCACGUUCCGACCCGAGUGUCUAGGAGACGAGCUGAGCAGCGUUCACGGCAGGGACAUCGGGGAUGAGCUGGUCGUGAAGGUGUUAAACUCCACUGGGGGUGUAGAGGAAACGGUCAGACUUGAAAACUGCACCUCAGCCUUGGCACUCAAGAACCAGUCCGAAGAAAAUAAUGUUCCAGAGAAUAAUUCUAUUGAUCCACGUAACGUCGUGAGGCGCGCUUUGAGCUAUACAGCAGGUGACAACUGUACAACAACUACUGGCAGUGUUUUAGGAUCGCAUCCCACUGAUUCUACCACUCUAGCAGCUUCUAAAGCAUCAACAGGUGUAAGCACGCCCCUAGCGACUGCACAGAGAACCGCAGCAAUGUCAGCAACGGUUGAGUCAAGCACGACUGCAAUAAACGUUUCUGUUAAAGUAUCGCCAACGUUAGCGUGUCAGAGAGGACCAAAUUCCUCUAAGCCGUGCGAAGAAGAGUCGCUGUCUGCCUUUGACGACACUACAACAGAGACACUGCGCAACCACACCGAGAUGCUCCGAAAGAUGUUCCUGUUCAUCCAAAUGUCCGCAGCUGUCCUGGUGGUCGCCAGGUUCCUGGAUUUCGACUACAAAGCAGAGAACAGACGCGUUCGCGUGUCAAAGCUGAAACAGCACAUAGAGGUGUGCAAGCUGUGGCUGACUGAGGGACUGGACGCUACGAAUCUGAUCAGCGAAAUCGUUGAAAAAGCUACCUUCUUCGUCGACUGGCCCGUCUUAACGCGAGUCACUUACAUCUUCGUCUGCUACAGUUUCGUGGUGGUGGUCUUCGACGUUCGGGGGAGCUCGGGUAAACAUCGGGACUCUUCGGAACAAGAUCGGGAAAAGUCGGACAGCACUCGGAAAUACUCGGAAAACAGUCGCUGGUACACGGAAGUCUUCGUCGUCAUUUCGAACGUGUUCCUUCUCGGUGUGCGGAUCAUCAUAGCCGUCCAGUACGGAAACGACGCCGAGGGUUCUACCGUGCAGAAAGCACUGAGCCUACUCUUUAACAUCACGAAGUUAUCCAGUACUUUUUACCUGUUCAUGGCGAAAGAGGGAAUCAUAAUUAUUAUGGGAAUUGUUCUCCUUGUGUAUAGAGGGUAUGUGAAAGCGAGGGAGGCGGAUAUCAAGGGACAGGUGUACAAGUUACAGAAGUAUGGGAGACCGAACAGGAGCGAAUCUUCGGUGUCCAAUAUUUCGGAAACAGUAGGGUCGUCGGCCGGGCCGGGCAUAAACAACGACGGUUUCAGUACUGACACUGAGAUGUCAGGAGAAGUAGUGGGUUAA
Messenger RNA from Branchiostoma belcheri (Belcher's lancelet), 1844 nucleotides. RefSeq lists its product as uncharacterized. The record is from RefSeq and is a predicted model, not a curated record. The transcript has 5 exons. Bases 12 to 1844 code for a protein of 610 amino acids. Lineage: Eukaryota; Metazoa; Chordata; Leptocardii; Amphioxiformes; Branchiostomatidae.